UCAAGCAAUACAGAAGCAGAAAAUCUAACAGAGGUCACCGAAUUCCAUCUCUUGGGCUUCUCUGAAGAUCCAUACCUUCAGCCCAUCCUUCUUGGUCUCUUUCUGUCCAUGUACCUGGUCACAGUGCUUGGAAACCUGCUCAUCAUCCUGGUCAUCAGCUCUGACUCCCACCUCCACACCCCCAUGUACUUCUUCCUCUUCAACCUGUCCUUGGCUGACAUCUGCUCAGUCUCCACUACAAUUCCAAAGAUGAUUGUGGACAUCCUAACUCACACAAAAGCCAUCUCCUAUGUGGGCUGCCUUACACAGAUGUCUCUCUUUAGUAUAUUUAUAUGUAUGGAUGACAUGCUUCUGACUGUGAUGGCCUAUGACCGGUUUGUGGCCAUCUGUCACCCCCUGCAAUAUCUAAUCAUUAUGAAUCCGCACCGUUGUGGACUCUUAGUUGUGCUGUCAUUUUUGUUUAGCCUCCUGGACUCUCAGCUCCACAAUUUGAUUGUAUUACAAUUUACUUACUUUAAGGAUAUGGUCAUUUUCAAUUUCUUCUGCAACCCUUCUCAAAUCCUUAACCUUGAUUGUUCUGACAACUUCUCCAGUAACAUUUUAAAGUAUACUGCUGGUGUGUUAUUUGGAUUUUUUCCUGUCUCAGGGAUAUUUUUAUCUUACUAUAAAAUUAUUUACUCCAUUAUUAGAAUCCCAUCAUCAGGAGGGAAGUUUAAAGCCUUCUCUACCUGUGUGUCUCACCUGUCAGUUGUUGGCUUAUUUUAUGGAACAAGUAUUGGUGUGUGCUUUGGUUCAGCUGAAUCACAAUCUCCCACAUCUUGUUUGCUGGGCUCAGUCAUUUAUACCUUGGUCACCCCAAUGCUAAAUCCAUUCAUCUAUAGCCUGAGGAACAGAGACAUUAAAAGUAGCUUGAGCAGGCUAUUUUAG
Molecule: messenger RNA, 927 nt
Organism: Fukomys damarensis (Damara mole-rat)
Lineage: Eukaryota; Metazoa; Chordata; Mammalia; Rodentia; Bathyergidae
Product: olfactory receptor 18-like
Exons: 1
Coding region: 109-927 (272 amino acids)
Biological process (GO): G protein-coupled receptor signaling pathway
Cellular component (GO): membrane
Molecular function (GO): G protein-coupled receptor activity; olfactory receptor activity
Source: RefSeq, a predicted model, not a curated record